Vicia villosa (hairy vetch) is the source of this 774-nucleotide messenger RNA. RefSeq lists its product as uncharacterized. The coding region runs from base 1 to 774 and encodes 257 amino acids. Lineage: Eukaryota; Viridiplantae; Streptophyta; Magnoliopsida; Fabales; Fabaceae. The record is from RefSeq and is a predicted model, not a curated record. The transcript has 2 exons.
AUGGAUCCAAAAAGUGAAGAAGGAAUAUUUCUUGGCUACUCUAAAAACAAUAGAGCAUACAGAGUUUUCAACACCAGAACGCAAGUCAUGAUGGAAUCAAUAAAUAUUGUGAUUGAUGAUACAAGCAUGGACAAUGAUCUUAAUGUCAAUGAUAAUGUUGGAACAUCCUUCCUAAUGGAUCAAGCUCCUAGAGCUUGGUAUGAAAGGCUAACAAAAUUUCUUGUUAACAAUGGUUACAAGAAAGAAGGAAUAGACAAAACCUUGUUUGUCAAGGAGAAUGAUGGAAAACUCAUGAUUGCUCAAAUAUAUGUUGAUGAUAUUGUGUUUCGAGGAAUGUCGGACCAAAUGGUGGAACAUUUUGUCAAACAAAUGCAAUCAGAAUUUGAGAUGAGUCUUGUUGGUGAAUUGACAUAUUUCCUUGGACUUCGGUUAAAACAAAUGGAUAAUUCCAUCUUCAUCUCUCAAAGAAAUUAUGCCAAGAACAUAGUGAAGAAAUUUGGUAUGGAAAAUGCAAGUCACAAAAGGACACCUGCUCCUACUCAUUUGAAUUUAUCAAAGGAUAAAGAAGGAGUUGUAGUUGACCAAAGUUUAUACAGAAGCAUGAUUGUAAGUUUACUAUAUCUUACAACUAGCAGACCAAAUAUUACCUUUGCUGUAGGUGUAUGUGCAAGGUAUCAAGCUGAGCCAAAAACAAGUCACAUCAAUCAGGUUAAAAGAAUUUUUAAGUACAUCAAUGGAACAAGUGACUACGAGAUGUGUGAGAUAUUGGAUUGA